CACCUGGGCCCCCCGCAGCCGCAGCAACUUGCGCCGGACUUCCCCCUGGCCCACCCCGUACAAUCGCAGCCGGGCCUCAGCCCCCACAUGGCCCAGGCCCACCAGCACAGCGGCGCCCUGCACCAGUCGCUGACCCCGCUGCCCACCCUGCAGUUCCAGGACGUCACAGGUCCCUCCUUCCUACCUCAGGCCCUGCACCAGCAAUACCUCCUGCAGCAGCAGCUCCUGGAAGCCCAGCACCGCAGGCUUGUCUCACAUCCCAGGCGGAGUCAGGAGCGUGUGUCUGUCCACCCCCACCGCCUCCACCCCAGCUUCGACUUUGGCCACCAACUCCAGACGCCUCAGCCCAGAUAUCUGGCUGAGGGAACUGACUGGGAUCUCAGUGUGGACGCCGGCUUGAGUCCUGCUCAGUUCCAGGUGCGGCCCAUCCCUCAGCACUAUCAGCAUUACCUAGCAACGCCUCGAAUGCAUCACUUUCCCAGAAACUCCUCCUCCACGCAGAUGGUCGUCCAUGAAAUCCGAAACUAUCCUUACCCUCAGCUUCACUUCCUUGCCCUCCAAGGACUGAACCCCAGCAGACACACCUCUGCGGAGCUGCUGCAACUCGAGGACAGGCUGGGAAAUGUGACUCGGGGAGCUGUACAGAAUACCAUUGAGAGGUUCACCUUUCCCCACAAGUACAAAAAGCGAAGACCCCAAGAUGGCAAGGGCAAGAAAGAAGAGGGGGAGGAGUCAGACACAGAUGAGAAAUGCACAAUUUGUCUGUCUAUGCUGGAAGAUGGAGAAGAUGUGAGGCGCCUACCAUGUAUGCAUCUCUUUCACCAACUGUGCGUGGACCAAUGGCUCGCCAUGAGCAAGAAAUGCCCCAUCUGCCGGGUGGACAUUGAGACACAACUGGGAGCCGACAGCUGAGGGAGGAAUUAGCCAGUGGAUGCCCCAUUUUCCUUCACCAGGUCCCCCCACGGCCAUAGCCCUUGCAGCCAAACUUUGCCUUCUGAGCCAUUUGACGUAGAGGAAAAGCCUGCAAGCACAUUUAGUGGAAAGAGGAGUUGGUGGUAUCAGUGUCUGAGGGAAAGGAGGGGUGGGGGGAGAACCCCCCCCAUCCAGAAUGGUGACUGCCCCCAUCCACCUCGCUGCGCGGGAAGGAGGGAGCUGGCCGUGCCCAGAGCAGGGGUGGGAAGGGGGGGCCCACGCUGCUGAGAAUCUAGGUGUGAUCCUGAAGGUCCUAGCUGAUAGACCGGCCCCUCAAUCCUGUCCUUUGAAGGAUUGUAUAUAUACCUCUCGACCACGUAGAAACCAUGUAGGGGUCUCUAGCUAUUUCUGUGGAUGGCAGCCGGAGCAUGUUAGCUUAAGAAAAAUGUUGUGUGUGGUGCUCUAGUCAUCUUGUGGUGGACAUGUCGCUAUUACCGAAUUCGCACCAAAUAUUUCUCAUUGAGUUUCUUGUUUUGGUGCCUGACUGAACCAACCAACGACAGCCCAAAUCUUCCCGUCUUUAGGAGAGAAGAGGAAAAAAGGAAACAGGUGAAAAAAAAAAAAAGCCAAAUCC
Molecule: messenger RNA, 1546 nt
Organism: Hipposideros armiger (great roundleaf bat)
Lineage: Eukaryota; Metazoa; Chordata; Mammalia; Chiroptera; Hipposideridae
Gene: ARK2C
Product: arkadia (RNF111) C-terminal like ring finger ubiquitin ligase 2C
Exons: 7
Coding region: 88-912 (274 amino acids)
Biological process (GO): positive regulation of BMP signaling pathway; motor neuron axon guidance
Cellular component (GO): nucleus
Molecular function (GO): zinc ion binding; ubiquitin protein ligase activity
Source: RefSeq, a predicted model, not a curated record